Molecule: messenger RNA, 648 nt
Organism: Acaulospora morrowiae
Lineage: Eukaryota; Fungi; Glomeromycota; Glomeromycetes; Diversisporales; Acaulosporaceae
Source: the annotation of a GenBank genome assembly
AUGGAAAAAGUUGAAAUGUUCUUCUCAACCCUCUCCUGGUUUACUUACGCCACGGUACCUCCAGUGUGUGCAUUUUUCGGCUGGCUGGCUUUCCCUUUCGCCUUUUUUACUUCGAUCUUGGCAAUUGUAUUUGGUACUGUACAGUUGUGGAAAGCAAUAAGCAACCUCACUAAUCCUCUAUCCAACGAAAUGUCUGAAUACUCUAAUUUCGCAUCUACCAAUGAGGCGCUUAAAACCAUUUUUUCGCAAGCCUCUGAUGAAGAAAUUGCAAAGUACGAGAAGCAACUUGAUACUGUGAAAAUUUUCGACCCAGUCCUUAUAAUUACUCCAAAUCAAACUUGGAUCAAUCAGCAUGGUUUGCCAGCUUAUAACGCUGUCAUGGAUGCUUUUGCAACAAACGGCCUUCAAAAUAGGCGCAGAGAUAGGAACUCUCGUAGCAUUUUUCAUUUCACAGAGAACGAAGAACUCUACACCGUACGUAGAAAUGUUCGCAAUCUUAUCCCCAAUGCCUUCUUUGUUCCUACUUCCCUCCAAUCUCAACUCUCUAAUGCUCAACUGCACCCCGUUGGAACGGCCUGGAUACUAUUAAAAGUGGCGGCACUUAAAAGUGAUUUCGGAGAAGAUGAAAAUUUCUUUCAUGUAAUUUGA